Sturnus vulgaris (Common starling) is the source of this 4460-nucleotide messenger RNA. The record is from RefSeq and is a predicted model, not a curated record. NCBI's taxonomy places the organism in Eukaryota, Metazoa, Chordata, Aves, Passeriformes, Sturnidae.
ACGAGGGGAAGUCCGGCUCCGUGCCUGGGGAGCACCAUGAGCUCCGCCGAAAUUAAGAAGCCACCAGUGGCCCCCAAACCAAAAUUUGUCCUAGGACACAAGGCAGCACCUCCACCUGUUGCACCGAAGCCUGAUAUUGUACUUUCUGGUGGGAUACAAGCAGCAAGGAAAACCAAGCCAGCAAUUGCACCAAAACCAAAGGUUCUCAAGAGCUCUUCCAUCCCAGAAGUUAAACCUCCAUCAUCUACACGAAAGAGCACAAAAAGCUUUGAGGAGCACAGGGAGGAUUCUUCUCAAACUCUAGACCAUUUGAACUAUAAAAAUGAAACCUCAGAAGGGAGUACUGGAAGCACAGCAUAUAUUUUACCUGUGUCACCUUGCAAAUUUGAAUGCCUUCAUAAACUUGGAAAUGGAGACAACACCUGUAAAACUCAGAUCAUUCUUGAGCACUUUGACACCUUAGAGAACAUCAAGCUUGGUGAAAGAAAUGCACUAUCUCUGGGGGAUAGUCAUAAUGAAAAAUUGGCAAGUAGAGGUCAGGUGGUUUUGAAAGCCAGCAUUUUGGAAGAGAAACUUAAGGAUGUCCUAACUCAUGGUGUGUUUCCUAACAGCAGUCCUGUGAGGCACAGGAAUUCAGACAAGUUUGACAAAGGGGAUGGCAGCAGUUUCAAAAACGAUGUUAAAAUAGAGUUUAUGGAACUUGUACAAUCUUCAUCAUCUUCUGAGGUAGCUAAAGGGAAGCAACAAAAUGCUGAUGGUAAGAUUAUUGCUGAUGAGUUUCAGAUGUCUGAAAUUUGUCCUAGUUUGACUGAAAACAACCAGAGUUGUUUUUCCUCAUUGGACAAGGAAACUCUAGAGAAUGAAAAUUUAAGUAGCAUUAGGAUGUUUUCAGGUGAAGUAGGGAUGAAAGCAGAUGCUGAUAAAGCCUCCCCUGGAACAUCUUCAGUGCUGAGCUCCAAAGUGCUUCCUAUCCCUAAGCCAAGAAAGCCACGUGCUGCAUGUCUAGUCCGUCAGGAUGGCAUAGACAGCACAGGAGAAGGAACAAAGGAACCAUCUAAUUCAGAGAAAGAUUUUUAUGGUGUUGUGGACCAAAGCUUAAAAAAGCCAGCAAGAAUUAAUGUCCUUGGUCAAAGUGUUUGUUAUAACAAUAAUGCAGAAGUAUUUCAUCCUGAAAAAUGUGAGGUAACUCAAAGCAAUGCAGAAAAAAUGCCUCAGGUAAAGGAGCCUGCUGGGAAAGAGUCAGCUUCACAAAAUAUUUUGCCUCAGUUUUCACAUGGAAGUCCUGAUUUGGUGAGACAUGUUGAAUCUUCUUUAAAUGCAGACCAUAACUCCAUGGAUGAGGUAACGGACGACACCAGUAUGCCAGGUGCUGUGGACAAAAGAACUGACUUUGUCAGGUGUGGUACCCUGUCCAUGAGUUUGCCAAAGCAGCUCAAACUGGCAAGCAGUCAGCACUCAUCUACUCCCAAUAGUCUCCAUGUUUCCCCACAAAACUUGGAAAAUAAAGAAGUUAAAAUAAAAGAUGAGAGUUCCCCAAAAGUUGUUCCUAAGAAACCACAGAGGCAUGGCCUUCCAGCUGCUGGCCUGCUGAAAAAAGCUGCAUCAGCAGAGCUUGUGGACAAAAGUUCUUACACCUCCAGUGAGGACAAAUCGAGCAGCCUUCUAGAAGGAUCUCACUUUGCACAUCCACGAGCCAAGGAGCAGGAUGCACUUUCGUCCUGUGACAUACCCAAACGUUCUGAAAAACCCGUCUGGAAGUUGCCUCAUCCUAUUCUUCCGUUUUCAGGAAAUUCUGAAUCAUUAAAAACUGCCACCAGCUUCAGCCAUUUGACUGUUGUGACGAAGCCUAGGGCCAAGUCUCUCUCUGCUGUGGACAUGGACAGGACAGACAAGCCCUGCAAAGACCAUCACAAGAAAAAUAGCUUGAAAAAGCUUCUGAACAUGAAACUGUCAGUUUGCUUAAAGAAAAGUGACUUCCAAAAAUUUCUGUCUAAAGGCAGCCAGUCGGUGGAGAGUGCUAUUGCCAACCUUCCCAAUGGGGAUGGAUAUGGAAGUAACAGGAAUAUAGGGUCUGUAGGCAGUGAAAGGAAAGCUAAAUCUGCCAAGGCACAUUCCGUAGAAAUAAGUAGUCCGGCAUUACAGAAGAAGAGGCAGAGAAACAGAAGUCAGCCUGAGAUGCGAAAUAACCAAAGGCUGGAGUCUUUAGAAAGACAUGGACUCUUGGGAGAGAAUUUUUCCCAAAUGCCUUUGAAUUCUGUAACCAGCACUUGUGAUCCGGAGUAUGAGAAUGUGCGUCACUAUGAGGAAAUACCCGAGUAUGAGAACUUGCCUUUUGCAAUGGGUGCUAGGAGAAACCUCUGCUCUGAAUGGCAGAACUCCAGCAGUGUGGAAGACCAGAGCAAUGACUUCUAUGAAGUUGAGGAGCCUUGUGAAGCUACAAGCAGGCAUUGGAGACUUGACAGGUCCUUAGAAGAACACCAUGAUCAUCCCAACGUGGUAAUGGGAGAUCUUCAGUCGGAUGAAGAAGAUAUCAUGAACAGUUCUGACGAAGAUGAUGACACAAAUUCUGAUUCCAGCAAAGGGGAGACCGAUGCUCAAGAAGAUAAACAGGGUAAGGCAGCUGGAAAGAAAACAAAGGUUUACCAUAUUGCCAAGGAGAUCAUGAGCUCAGAGAAAGUGUUUGUGGAUGUGCUAAAGCUCUUACACAUUGAUUUCCGGGAUGCUGUGGCACAUGCCUCUAGGCAACUUGGAAAGCCAGUGAUUGAGGACAGAAUCCUGAAUCAGAUCCUCUACUACCUACCUCAGCUCUACGAACUCAAUCGGGACCUCCUGAGGGAACUGGAAGAGCGAUUAACUCACUGGCUUGAGCAUCAAAGAAUUGCUGAUAUAUUUGUUAAAAAGGGUCCCUACCUAAAGAUGUAUUCAACUUACAUCAAAGAAUUUGAUAAAAAUGUUGCAUUAUUAGAUGAACAAUGUAAGAAGAAUGCAGGAUUUGCAUCAGUAGUCAAAGACUUCGAGAUGAGCCCCCGCUGUGCUAGUCUGGCCCUCAAGCACUAUCUGCUCAAGCCAGUUCAGAGAAUUCCCCAAUACAGGCUCCUGUUGACAGAUUAUUUAAAGAAUCUUUUGGAAGAAUCUGCCGACUAUAGGGAUACUCAAGAUGCAUUAGCUGUUGUCAUAGAAGUUGCAAACCAUGCCAAUGACAUCAUGAAGCAGGGAGAUAAUUUUCAGAAACUCAUGCAGAUCCAGUACAGUUUGAAUGGACACCAUGAGAUCGUACAGCCAGGAAGGGUCUUUUUGAAAGAGGGAACACUGAUGAAGCUAUCACGGAAGGUCAUGCAGCCAAGGAUGUUUUUUCUGGUAAGAUGCUAUGUAUGUUGCUAUGUGCCUUAUCCUGGUGUAAUUUCUGGCAGUUUUUACUCCAACAGUUCUGCUACAGAAAGAGAUGAGUGGUUAGAAGCUAUCUCCAAGUCAAUUGAAGAAUAUACAAAAAAGAGAAUCACGUUUAAUCCAAGCAAAAGUCUUGAAGAGGCAGAUCCAGAGAAACAGGAAGAAGAUAGUCCUCUGGGGUCCAAGGCUCCCAUCUGGAUCCCUGACACAAGAGCCACGAUGUGCAUGAUCUGUACGAGUGAAUUCACGCUGACGUGGAGAAGGCACCACUGCAGGGCAUGCGGGAAGAUUGUCUGUCAAGCUUGUUCAUCAAACAAACAUGGCUUAGACUAUAUGAAAAACCAGCCAGCUAGAGUAUGUGAUCAUUGCUUCAGGGAGCUACAAAAGCAAGAUAACCAGUGCACUCCUAAGAGUGGAUCCCCAGUCAACCAUAAAUCUCCAUCAAGUGCCUUGUCUACAGUAUUACAGAGUAUUCCCUCUGGAAGAAAGCAGAAAAAAAUUCCUGCAGCCCUCAAAGAAGUUUCAGCAAAUACAGAAGACUCUACAAUGAGUGGCUACCUACACAGAUCUAAGGGCAGUAAGAAACCAUGGAAACACCUGUGGUUUGUUAUAAAAAAUAAGGUGCUAUACACAUAUGCUGCUAGUGAGGAUGUGGCAGCAUUAGAGAGCCAGCCUUUACUUGGAUUCACAGUCAGUGAAGUAAAAGGUGAAAACUCAGAGUCAAGAGUGUUCCAUUUACUGCACAAAAACACUUUAUUUUACAUAUUCAAGGCAGAUGAUCCCCAUUCAGCUCAAAAGUGGAUAGAAGCUUUUCAAGAAGGCACUGUAUUAUAGCAGUGUCAACAUUGUGUCUGCAAGUUUAAAAGAAAAUAUCCAAGAAUGGUCGUAGAACAGACUACAGCAAUUGUUCACAGAAACAGAAUCCUGCCGUCGUAACCUACACAAAAUUGUAUAUUUGUCAGGAUUAGGAGUUGUUGCAUUUUUAGUGUAAAGUAAUAUUUUUCUAAAGAAUUGUAUGUAUUUCUGUGUUGAUACAAAAUGUGUUAUUUAUUAAAUUCCAGUGUUUACUUAAA